Messenger RNA from Cucumis melo (muskmelon), 408 nucleotides. RefSeq lists its product as uncharacterized. The record is from RefSeq and is a predicted model, not a curated record. The coding region runs from base 1 to 408 and encodes 135 amino acids. Lineage: Eukaryota; Viridiplantae; Streptophyta; Magnoliopsida; Cucurbitales; Cucurbitaceae. The transcript has a single exon.
AUGGACUUGAUAAACAGAGUGUUUAAGGAUUUAUUAGACACGUUUGUUAUAGUCUUCAUUGAUGAUAUCUUGGUUUACUCCAAGGCAGAGGUCGAGCAUGAGGAUCACUUGCAUCAAGUUUUGGGGACUCUUCGAGCUAAUAAGCUGUAUGCCAAGUUUUUCAAGUGUGAGUUCUGGCUGAAGAUGGUAUCUUUUCUUGGACAUGUAGUGUCCAGUGAGGGAGUUUCUGUAGACCCAACAAAGAUUGAAGCUGUUACUAGUUGGCCACAGUCGUCUACAGUCAGUGAGAUUCGUAGCUUUAUGGGUUUAACAGGUUAUUAUAAGAGGUUCAUGGAAGACUUUUCUCGCAUAGCUAGUCCCAUUUGUUUAGUUGACCAGUUGACCAAAAAGGGGACUCCAUUUGUUUAA